Soboliphyme baturini is the source of this 915-nucleotide messenger RNA. Lineage: Eukaryota; Metazoa; Nematoda; Enoplea; Dioctophymatida; Soboliphymatidae. The record is from the annotation of a GenBank genome assembly.
AUGGAGGAGGAACUGCGAUGCCCUAACUGCAAAGCUUACUUUGUGAACCCUGUGCUCUUGCCGUGUGGCCAUUCACUCUGUCUGACGUGCGCUCUAGCAUUGCAGAGCUUGCACCCAGGAGAUGAACCCCCUCUUGGUUUCUCAGCUGCUGCCGAUUUUUGUAUCGCUCACGAUUCUGGAGGAUCCGGGGGCAGCGACACGACCAGCCUCUGUGUCAGCGAAGUCGAUACGGAAUAUUGCGAAAAAGUGUCAAUGUUAUCGGAGACAGAUUCUGGCGUCAUAUGCAACGGCAGUCGUCCUGGCAGCUUUGUGGGAACCCCAUGUUCGCGCCGGUCUGCUACUGUUUCUUUGAACUGCCUGCAGUCGACUUCGUCCUACCUGGUUUGUCCAGCAUGCCAAAAGUGUACUCAUUUUGAUGAGGUCGGCGCCAAUUCCUUGCCGAGGAACAGGGCGCUGGCCAACGUUGUGCUGCGUUAUUGCUCAUGGAACGCAGCAAGUAAUCUGUCGUUCGCCGAUCCUUUCAGCCAGGCUUCACCUCAGUGCCAACUGUGCGAGAAUCAGCCACUUCCAGCAACCGUCUUCUGUGGAGAAUGCAGCAUAUAUUAUUGCCAAAAGUGCCUUCGAAGCUGUCACCCUCUACGCGGUCCUUUGGCCAAACACAGCCUCUCCCCAAUUAUUCUACCGUCUCACCGAACCGUUACUUCCGAUUCUGAUUCCGUGAUCAAUAAAGAAGUGCAAUGCCCUGAACAUCAUGACCACACUCUCAACGUAUACUGCUUGAAAUGCAAGAAACCUGUUUGUCCUAUUUGCGUAGAAGAUACUCGCCACAGCGGUCACGAAACGCAAUCAUUUUUUGCAAUUACCAAAGCUCAAAAGGUACGUGCGCGUUUUCAAUUAAAAUCCGCAAAAUCUUAA